Folsomia candida is the source of this 7174-nucleotide messenger RNA. RefSeq lists its product as uncharacterized. NCBI's taxonomy places the organism in Eukaryota, Metazoa, Arthropoda, Collembola, Entomobryomorpha, Isotomidae. The record is from RefSeq and is a predicted model, not a curated record. The transcript is spliced from 6 exons. Bases 303 to 6014 code for a protein of 1903 amino acids. Gene Ontology annotation, molecular function: protein folding chaperone; protein-folding chaperone binding; metal ion binding. Gene Ontology annotation, cellular component: cytoplasm; nucleus.
ACUUAACGAUUUAACUAAGAAGCCAUAUUAAAUUCUUGGCAACGUUUUGUGCCAAAUAAAUUAUUUUUAUAAUAAGAUAAUUGCAGCCUUUAACAAUUUUGAGUGUUUCUUUCAGAACACGGAGAUUUAGUGGAAAACGUAGUCAAAUUUAUUAAAAAAAUAAUUUACCACUAUAUAUUAAUAGUGGUAAAUCGACCCAGUUAUGGUAUUAUGAUUGCCAACAAGACCGUAAAUUUAUAGGUGAGUGUACAUUGUUUAACAUGGUGUUCCCAUUUUUAAAACCAUAAUCACGUCGCGACGGAAUGGAGGAAAUCACAAACUACUACGGAAUCCUGGGCGUAAAUCCGAGAGCAACAGAAGACGAGAUUAAAAGGGCUUAUCGUGCCCAACAAUUAAUCCAUCACCCCGAUAAGGGAGGAGAUGCAGAGUUAUGCAAGAAGUUAAAUCAGGCCUACAAAAUCUUGAGUGAUGCCCUUCUCCGGAGGGACUUUGAUCAGGAAUUUGACGACGAAGAGGACGACGUGUCCUUUGGAGGUAGAGGUGACAAAAGUUCUUUUCAAUUGCCCCCAGAUGGUGAACGGGCGUCGGAGAGGUGGCGACAAAAAGUGGCGAAAUGGGAGGAAGAAUACAACAGUGGAAAUGGAAUAUCCCCUCUAAACCUGCCCCUCAUUGUCGACACGAUAAAAGCCUUCGUCUCCCAGUACGACUCAAUCUUAUCGCAGAAUGCAAAAAAUAACAGAACUGAGGACGUUUACUAUUGCCACAUUUGCGAAAAGUUUUACCCUUCCGAUGACACCCAUUACACCGUAGCAGUCCAGCCAUACACCAAUUUAUUCGAGCCCCACCGAGAUGAACAACUCUACCCGACAACAAAGGCCCGAUUUGGGUCAACAUUCGGAGAAAAUGUGACCUCUUGGGAACCCUCCAGAUUUUCCCACAGCGAAGAAACCCUCGCCUUUUGGGGGUCACCGGAAUGGAAAAAUUGGAACCACGUGCAACCACGUGUAACAAAACUUAUCCAGAGUACAAAAAUUAAUUGUGAAUGGCCAGGUGAAAAAUUGGACAAAAUCAAUUUCACCAAAUUACCCGGAUUCCUUUUGAAUGACGUUACUUUUAAAAACACCGAUGUGAAAAUUAAGUUGGAUAAAUGCCUGAAUUUCUCCGACCAAGCUGACCUGGCGGGAGAAACAUUAACCAUUUUAGUGGAUGAUGCUGCUUCGGAAUCCCGCCCACCAUUUCCCAACCCCACCUUUGUUGCUAACCCUCCCGGAAAAUUUCAGAACGCGUGGCAUUGUUCCUACUGCGACGUAACGUUUGGCUAUGUUAUACCCCAACGCCACCACUGUAGGCGUUGUGGCAAAACGGUAUGCUUAUCUUGCAGCUUGCCCAAUCAGAGAAUAUUUUCCGUGGGAUAUUCAUCCGCCAGGAUGUGUGCAACUUGUAUCCCACUCGAAACCACGUGGACCCUUCAACUCUGGACGAAUUAUGUAAUUGGAGUCAUUAACGAGACCAAGGACGAGACUUGUGAGGACGAUGUCAUCGAAUUGUUUGCCCUUGGUUGCAUCAACUUUGACUGGCACUCGGGUAUCUCUCCGCUUCCCAAUGAUUGCAAGAUUCUCCUGGAUUUGGCGAAAAAGACAAAAAUGUAUAAAUUUUACCUCGCUCUGGCACGAUUUUUCACCUUGUCACAGCAAAGUUGGGAAGAAAUAGCGAUAUUUUUCUGCUCCAAGCAACUGUUUGGAUUUGCAGCUAAAUGCAUUUUAAGUAUGAAUAAGGACGACGCUAAUUGGGAAUCACUAGCCCACAAAUUUGCAAAAUAUGAUUCAUUUGCUCAACUAUCGGCGCACUGCGUGUUGGAAGCGAGGUUGCUUCCGAACCAACUUUUUUCUCUGACGAAGAAGAUAUUUGCCCUUUCUGGACAUAAGUUGACCCCUUUGGUACAGUUUUGCGCAAAUUUUACCCUGGUCAGAAAUCAAAAAGAAGAAACGGCCCCAUUUUUCGCUGCCGUUGGGAAAAUGUUAAUCGAAACGGAGAUGAGACCUCUGGCAUUCUAUUUUCUUGACGAGAUGAAAGCUGAAGUUCAAGAAGGCUGGAUUGACGAUCUGGGCAAUUUUUUAUGGACGCAAAAUCACUAUGACGCGUUACACCUAUUGUUCAAAUACAGGAGGGAAAAACUCCCUCGUGCAGACGUCAUCCCGGCCGGCAGUCCAAUCUUGUGCGCCCUUUACUUACAACAAGGCAGUUCUAACGAGUCGGAUUAUGCGGUAUUGGUAACCUUGGCUACCACCAUGUUAAAACGUCUCCUAAAGAAGAAAUCAGUCGAUGCCAUCCUUCCCCUCGGAACGUAUCUUAACAGUGUUUCCUCACCAUCAAAAAAUUGGAUUCACGACAUUUCAGAAAACGCUGAAACUGACAACGAGAUAUUGCUCUUGUGUGCAAAAUUGUCCAAAUUAUUUGACUCGGGGGACAUUUACUACAAAAUGGGGAUGGCUUUGAGGCAAAGAAACGACAAGAUUUUGGCCGAUUUAUGCUUCCUCGUGGGAAGAACGCACCCAGAAAAUGUAGCAGAUGACUUUUACGACGCGGGAGAUCACAAAUCUGCAAUCGAAUAUUAUCUUCAAGUGGGGGACAUGCCGGAAAGGAUACUUUGGGAGAAGGGAGAAGCUCUCAUGACCAAGGGGGGAGAUAAGGUCUCCAGUUAUUUCUACUUUUGGGAAAUCAUCAAGAAAAUCGAGCCCUUACCCCGCCCUCAGAAAAUUCCGGUUUACAUAGAUCUAGCAAUUUUACUAUUUGGCGGUGAUUUCAAUUCCGGGUUGCAAAACGUCUUUAAAACAAUCGUGGCCGAAUUUCGGGACGAAUUCGAAAAUUCCGACGCCUUCCAAGAUCUUCAUGAGUUUAUGCUGGCCCAAUUCUUGAAGCAAGAGGACAACGAAAAGCUAGCAAUUGCGGUACUUCACUACCUCCCCGGAAAGUGGGAUGUAGCCUCAAAACAAAAAUUUUCCUCGUCAUUUUCCCCCCAGUUUAAAACCAGGGUGACCACGGCAUUAGAAUCGUACAAUUUGGAAUCCUUAGCUGAAGCCUUGGUGGACACGAAUGCGAGAAAUGUCGCCUCUCUGGAACAAAUAAUUUGUCAGCAUGACUACUUUUGUAAUCUGGAUGUAGAAAAAUUGCCCGCUAUUUUCAAAAUUAGCUAUCAUAUGAUUACCGGAUGUAUACUAAAAGUUCGUGGCGACGUGGUUAGGGCGAUCAAUCAUUUCAAUGCGUGCCUUCACUUGAGCCCGCAAGUUGGACGGGCCACCGUCAACUCUGCGAUUUCGAUCCUGCUCGAUUUCCACCUUCAUUUCCAAACCGUGCAGAGUUUACUGGAUGAAUUAAUGAGGGUUUCGAAGAAAUGUGACAAACACGUCACCCUGCCAGAUCCAUUCCAUAAAUUUAAGGCUUUUUUAAAUUUCAAAGGAAACCAAGAAUUGGUCACGAUUCGCAAAGUUGAAGCGGCAAUAAAGAACCAAGCCAUCGGCUUCGAAGCCGCUAUGUCAUAUUUAGAUUUUUCUGCCAGCGCUGACUCCGGAACUGUGCUAAUUUCUUGUUGGACUUGCGCCAUUUCAAAACUUGUGGACACCCUGACCACCAAGAAUUUAGAAGACGGAAGAGUUUACGCGAUUUCCUCCCUUAUCUGUGAACUGGUUACGGUAGUUUUUUUAUUUACGAGGCGUAUCUGCACCCCACACUUUGAAGGGAUUAUUUCCGCCUGGCUCCUCAAAGCUUUGAUCAUCGCGGGAAAAAGUAUGGACAACAUUAGACUACCGAGAUCCCCAUCACCUUCAAUAAAAAUACUUCUCCAAAAACUUCUCGAAUCACGGAUUGGAUGCUUGAAAGUGAACCCGUUCGUGUUGGAUGACACUUUCUACCCAAUUUUGGACAAUUUGUACGUGUCCAUGAUCCAGGCCGAGUUUCAAAAGCAUUUUUUCACCCAUCGAAUCACAAAUCCCUACUGUCACACGGGAAUCUUGCCAACCCAUCUUUUUGCGUACCACAAAUUCGACGGAGUUUGGCGUGGGUGGAUUGAUGAUGAUUUUCUCGCAACGAAACAAGUCUGCAUUGACGCCAUUCUUGCCAAGAAAUUUUGGCGGGAGGACAUGGUUAAGGACAACCUCGAAUGGGGACUCCAGCCCAGAGAUGCAGACGGUUUUGUGAGACACUGCAAUAAGUUAAGUUUCGUAAAUGCAGAGAAAACAACAAAAUUAUUACCCCGCCAAAAAAGUUACGAGUCCUUUGAUGGCUUUAUAUUUGACAAGAACACGGGAAAGGUGGAAUUUUUGUUGAGAAAUAGACCCCUCCUUCUUAACCUUGUGAAAGGACGGAAACCCAAAUUAUUUAGCCUCGACGACGUCAUGGAAGUCUGUCGUGAGGAGAUUUCCGCCGCCUUUUUCACCCUGGAGGAACCCAGUGGAGGAGAAAAUUUUAGGUCACACCCAUUCCAAGAGAUGCGGUUCGGCCCAUCCCGACUAAAGGGAACCAAUUAUCUCGCCACGAUGGCGAGGGCGGACAUUUUACUGAAAGAAAUCACCACCGGGGUCGAGAUCAGUUCGACGCCGCCGUUCCGCAUGCGCUCAACUAGUGUGAACCUUCUUCAAAAUCUUCCUCCCGACCUGCACGAGAUUCUUGGACCGAUCAAAAACGACAAGGUCACGUCUCUCUUGCAAGAAUGCGUGCACCGCUUUUGGAUAGAAAUUGACGACAUUCCCUACAAAAUGGAGGAAACUGAGGGUGCAAUAACUGUCCGUUUUGGCCCCGUCGCUGCCCGGCUUUGUACACGACCGAUGACUCGAAAUUUGGAAGGUGAAUUGGAAGACGUGUUCAAUGAGGGGGAGGACACACCGGAAGAACAAUUUGCGAAGAACUUUACCCAAUCGUAUGACAAAAUUGGGACACAUUUCCCAGAGCUUUUACGUCUCAAAGAACUAAUGAAGAUGUCAUUCAUGGCGCGAAUUUUGAAAGGUAUUGCUCGAAGUGUGCAGUCCUCUAGGGAAGAGGCGGAAACUCAAGCGUACUAUGAGGACCUUUGUGUAAAGACGAAAUCUGAGUUGAGAAGGAUUUACUCGCAAAUUUCGAGUUAUCCGCAAUGCACCCCCGCCAAGAUAAGAGAAGUCUUAAACGAUGCUGCAAGAAGUGCUGGCAUCAGCACUUAUCAACUAGGAUACGACGAGAGAAACAAGUUGGAGUCCAAGAUUCGAGCCCAGCUCGAAAAAUCCGAUGCAGACGUGUUAAACCAUUAUUGUUCCACUUUCUCUGAGACGUUUGGACUACAAAGCACACUUCAGUUCAGGGAUCGUGUCCGUGACUGGCUUUCUUCUGGAAGAUUGGACACCCUCGGGGAUGACUUGGCUAGAGCAGCGGUGCAGAAAAUUCUUCGGGAGGCUGGCCAGGUUCUCGCAAACUUGUUGGGUUUGACCGGAAUUUCACCACUGGAGAGGGAUAAGAAUGAAGAAAUUGAGAAUCGAUUGACCUGUUCUUGGGUACCUGCCGCAUUUUGCAAUGAUUCGGAGGACGGAUCGUCAGUUCGGAAGGUGUACGGGGGUGUGAGCAUGAUGGCAAAUGGGGUUUGCACAUCUGGAAUAACUUCAUCCCUGGGGACAUCUAGAGUUUCUGCGGGGGGAAGCGGUUCGCGCCCACCGCCUUCAUCCGCACCACCAGCCCCGCCUCCGCCGCCCCCUAGCACUGGUAGCAGGUCAAUGGCGGGAAGGACGGCGAAAUUGAGAGAGAUAAUGAAUGACCCUAAGCAAGGGAGUCACAUCAGGGGGUGGAUUCGACAAGAAGUAAAUCAAAUUGAACGAGGGCAACGAAAUUAUAUUCGCAACCCCCCAGGCCAUGACUUGGCACAUUGGAGAGGAUACGAAAGUGCGAAAGGGUACGACUAUAGCCACUCAAAUCUACAGGUUAGAGAUUUGCACAAAUUGCAGCAUAAGUAUGACAAGAAUGGAAAGUUAAAUAAAGAUAGGGGUAGGAAUGAGUGAGGUUAUAUACCAGGAAAUAAAUAAACUAUCCUUGAGACGAUCAGAUGGAAAUAUUUUGAUAACAGUCGAAAACUAGCCAAAUAUUUGAUAAGACGGUGUUAUGCCUGGAAAUUAAUUCUAUAACGACAUUUAUUGCAUAUUUUUAUUUUGUUGUGGUUGUUUCGAUAAAUUCGUAUUUGAAUUUUAAUUCGUGGAAUAAUUUCAUUAUAAUUUAAUAGGCUACUUAAUCGAUAAUAAAUAGUACGAUGACGGGUUACUUUGACUUUUGUGAGUUAACCAUUUCCCGAUAAGUAUGCUAUUGUAACAUUGUGCUGAAUUAAUCAUUGGCAUCUUUUAAAUUCAGUUUUGUAACCAAAAUUUAUUCCAAAUUUCAAUUUAUUUAUAAUAAUAAACAUAACUACCUGUAAAAAUUAAAACGUUAUAUUUAAAAAAAAAUCAAGGAAAAGUUCCCAGUCACUCGUAGUUAUACAAUUAUUAGAUUCACAUUUCUGCUUAAUAUUAAAUUAAAUGAAUUUACUACCUAACUUAGAAAUUCAUUAGUACACAAUCAGUGUGCUACCCUCCCAGUAUUAAAUUUGCAAAACUAGACAAAUUCAUUAAGAAUUUAUUGCAGUCACUCGUACCAUACAAGUUACGUAUCUUAUAUACUUAACACCAAAUAGAUCAAUUCAACAAAUAUCAUACUUGCCCCGUGGUGACCGUUUGGACUACAGCUAAUGUAACACAUAAGUUGGUUGACGCAGAUCACUUUUAACAGAUUUUCAAACGGAGUCGGAAAUAUGAUAUUCAUUGUGACAUUCUUGUGACAUCCUUAGUCGUGUACGACACACUGGUUUCAUGCUUUAUUUAGUCGCAUUCGCUAUGACGGAUAUUUUUUUGUAUACAUAUCCAUAGAUAUGAAUAUAGAUACAUUUGUUUUAUAUGCCUAACUUGUAUCCCCUACAUACAUACGUACAUAAGUAUUCUGAAGGUGUAAAACAAUUAAUGUUACAGCUUAUCGGGAAAAGAUAAGUCUAAAAGUUUAACUACCAUUUUUAUCGAAAUACCCCAAUAAUUAUGUGAGCUAACUUCCUUCUUAACUAACACACAUAUAAAUGUAUGUGCAAUCAAAAAAUUUACAAUUAAACACAAAUCAACAUCUCAGGUUCAACCAGACCUUA